This is a messenger RNA of Trichosurus vulpecula (common brushtail), 939 nucleotides long. RefSeq names its product olfactory receptor 13J1-like. The transcript has a single exon. Gene Ontology annotation, cellular component: membrane. Gene Ontology annotation, biological process: G protein-coupled receptor signaling pathway. Gene Ontology annotation, molecular function: G protein-coupled receptor activity; olfactory receptor activity. The record is from RefSeq and is a predicted model, not a curated record. Lineage: Eukaryota; Metazoa; Chordata; Mammalia; Diprotodontia; Phalangeridae. The coding region runs from base 1 to 939 and encodes 312 amino acids.
AUGGAAAGAGUCAAUGACACCAUUAUCAUCGAAUUCUUUCUGAAGGGAUUUUCCAGCUACCCUAGAUUGGAGAGUCUCUUGUUUGUGCUGUGCCUGGUGAUGUACCUGAUCACCCUGGUGGGUAACGGAAUUAUCAUUGCCAUCAGCAUACUGGAUUCUCACCUCCACACCCCCAUGUACUUCUUCCUCAGUAACCUAUCCUUCCUGGACAUUUGUUACACAUCAACCUUUAUCCCUUUAAUGCUGGUGAACUUCCUGUCUAAAAGAAAAACAAUUUCUUUCAUUGGCUGUGCUGUGCAAAUGUGCCUCUCCCUUGCCACGGGAUCAACAGAAUGUAUUCUCCUGGCCAUGAUGGCAUAUGACCGCUACGUUGCAAUUUGCCACCCUUUGAGGUACCCCAUCAUCAUGAACAAGAAAGUUUGCCUAGGGAUGGCUGCUUUCUCCUGGAUCUUAUCUUUUCUGAAAUCCAUUAUGGAGACAAUAAUUGCCAUGCAGAUGCCUUUCUGUGGACACAAGGUGGUCAGCCAUUUCACAUGUGAAAUCUUGGCCAUCUUGAAACUCAUAUGUGUUGAUACCUCCCUCAGUGAAAUUAUCAUGCUGGUGGGCAGUAUAAUUCUCCUGCCUAUUCCAGUGAUGCUGAUUUUUAUAUCUUAUAUUUUCAUCCUCUCCACCAUUCUGAGGAUGAAUUCGGCAGAAGGGAGACACAAAGCCAUUUCCACCUGUUCAGCCCACCUAACUGUGGUGAUAAUAUUCUAUGGGACCAUUAUUUUCAUGUACAUGAAACCCAAGAGCAAAGAAGCUCAGAUUUCAGAUGAAUUAUUCACUGUUUUAUAUGCUGUGGUGACCCCAAUGUUGAAUCCUAUCAUCUACAGUUUGAGGAAUAAAGAGGUGAAAGACGCUGUCAAGAAAGUACUGAAGAAAAAUUACUUCUCAAUGUGA